GGCGGCGGCGGCGGCGGCGGCGGAGGCCGAGGCGGAGCCUGGAGAGGUGUGGCUGGACCAAGACCUCCCCUGAUGUAAGCAGGCUCCCUCCCUCCCCCACCACCCGCAGCCAUCACGCCAGGGGACAUCCUGGAGCCCUGGCCCUUAGGGGAGAGGUGUCAGGAGCCCAGAGCCGAGACCAUGUGACGGCGCUGGCCCUUGCCACCGCCGUCCCCCAACCCUGGCCCCAGGCCUGGCACCAUGAUGUUCCGAGACCAAGUGAACAUCCUCGCCAGCUGGUUCAAGGGCUGGAACGAGUGUGAGCAGACCGUGGCCCUGCUGUCACUCCUGAAGCGCGUCACCCGCACCCAAGCCCGCUUUCUGCAGCUCUGCCUGGAGCACUCGCUGGCGGACUGCAGUGAUAUCCACCUGCUGGAGUCAGAGGCCAACAGCGCUGCCAUCGUCAGCCAGUGGCAGCAGGAAUCCAAAGAGAAGGUGGUGUCCCUCCUGCUGUCUCACCUGCCCCUGCUCCAGCCAGGCAACACGGAGGCCAAGUCCGAGUACAUGAGGCUGCUGCAGAAGGUGCUGGCCUACUCCAUUGAGAGCAAUGCCUUCAUCGAGGAGAGCCGCCAGCUCCUCUCCUAUGCCCUCAUCCACCCAGCCACCACACUGGAGGACCGCAACGCACUAGCCCUCUGGCUGAGCCACCUGGAAGAGCGGCUGGCUAGUGGUUUCCGCACCCGGCCAGAGCCUGCCUACCAUUCACGCCAGGGCUCAGAUGAAUGGGGGGGACCUGCAGAGCUGGCCCCUGGAGAGGCAGGGCCAGGCUGGCAGGACAAGCUACCCCGGGAAAAUGGACACGUACCCUUCCACCCAUCCAGCUCAGUGCCGCCGGCCAUCAACAGUAUUGGGAGCAGUGCAAACACAGGUCUCCCCUGCCAAAUCCACCCUAGCCCACUGAAGCGCUCCAUGUCACUCAUCCCUACGAGCCCCCAGGCCCCUGGUGAGUGGCCGAGUCCAGAGGAGCUUGGGGCCCGGGCUGCUUUCACCACACCCGACCACGCACCCCUCUCGCCACAGAGCAGUGUGGCCUCCUCUGGCAGUGAGCAGACGGAGGAGCAGGGCUCCAGCCGGAACACUUUCCAGGAGGAUGGCAGCGGGAUGAAAGAUGUGCCCUCGUGGCUCAAGAGCCUCCGCUUGCACAAGUAUGCUGCUCUGUUUUCACAGAUGAGCUAUGAAGAGAUGAUGACCCUAACUGAGCAGCACCUGGAGUCGCAGAAUGUCACCAAAGGUGCCCGGCACAAGAUAGCUCUGAGCAUCCAGAAGCUACGUGAGAGACAGAGCGUCCUCAAGUCCCUAGAGAAGGAUGUGCUGGAAGGCGGCAAUCUGCGCAGCGCUCUGCAGGAACUGCAGCAGGUCAUCGUCACCCCUAUCAAGGCCUACCGUGUCCUUCAGGCCACCCCUACUGCCAAGGAUGGGGGCCGGGGGGAGCCGCUGCUGCCAGGUGCUGAGCUUCCCCUCACCCACCCUGGAUCAGACAAGGGCACUGAAGCCAAGGACCCUCCAGCUGCAGAGAACUAUCCUCCUCCACCAGCUCCAGCCCCCUCUGAUAGCAGUGAGCCAGCCCCAGCUCCUGUCGCCGACGGAGACAUCCCCAGCCAGUUUACACGGGUGAUGGGCAAAGUGUGCACCCAGCUGCUGGUGUCCCGACCAGACGAGGAGAACAUCACCAGUUACCUCCAGCUCAUCGAAAAGUGCCUGACUCACGAGGCUUUCACAGAGACACAGAAGAAGCGGCUGCUGUCCUGGAAGCAGCAAGUGCUGAAACUCCUGCGGACAGUCCCACGCAAAGCUGCCCUGGACAUGCAGAACUACCGGCAGCAGAAGGGCUGGGCAUUUGGCUCCAACUCUCUCCCCAUAGCUGGCUCUGUGGGGAUGGGUGUGGCCCGGCGGACCCAGCGGCAGUUCCCAAUGCCUCCUCGGGCCCUCCCGCCUGGCAGGAUGGGCCUCCUGAGCCCUUCAGGCAUUGGGGGCGUCUCUCCUCGACAUGCCCUCACCAGCCCCAGUCUUGGGGGUCAGGGCCGACAGAACCUGUGGUUUGCCAAUCCUGGAGGCAGCAACAGCAUGCCGAGCCAGAGCCGCAGCUCUGUGCAGCGCACCCACUCGCUCCCAGUUCAUUCAUCACCCCAGGCUAUGCUCAUGUUCCCUCCAGACUGCCCGGUACCUGGGCCUGACCUGGAGAUCAAUCCCACCCUGGAGUCUCUGUGUCUCAGCAUGACAGAACACGCCUUGGGUGAUGGGACAGACAAAACCUCCACCAUCUGACGGGACCCACAGCCCAGCGCACCCAUAGGCUCCCCGGGCGGCGGGCGGGGCCGUCCCCCAGCAGGCUCCUCCUCGGCAGCGAGAGGGUGGCUGGCGCAGCUAUACACUCUGAUAUUUUUCUACUCAUCCUCUUAACUUUUGUUUAACAUUGGCACACGCCUUGCUCACUCCCAGGCCCAUGGAGGGAUCUCGGCUGAGGCCGAGGGACAGAGAGGGCAGCAAGGGGCAAGGGGCAAGGACUGGCCAGACCGCCUGCCCCUUCCCUCCCAAAUCCCCGACCGGCCCCACCCCACCCCUGCCUCCUCCAGACCACUUGACACCUGUCCUUCCCCGAGAGAGCAGACUUCUCAGAAACAAACUGACCACCUUGUGCAGCCUGCCCUUCAGACACAUGACAGUGGGGGAGCAAGCAGUGUGCACAGCCUGCUCCAGCAGUGUGUCACUGGAGUCGAGCCCCUCCC
Messenger RNA from Acomys russatus (golden spiny mouse), 2765 nucleotides. It is a transcript of the gene Samd4b, whose product is annotated as sterile alpha motif domain containing 4B. Bases 241 to 2304 code for a protein of 687 amino acids. Gene Ontology annotation, cellular component: P-body. The transcript has 13 exons. Gene Ontology annotation, biological process: regulation of mRNA stability; negative regulation of translation; nuclear-transcribed mRNA poly(A) tail shortening. Gene Ontology annotation, molecular function: translation repressor activity; protein binding; mRNA binding. Lineage: Eukaryota; Metazoa; Chordata; Mammalia; Rodentia; Muridae. The record is from RefSeq and is a predicted model, not a curated record.